GUGAUGGCAUGAAGCAUAUCCAACUCCAGUUUUUACAUUUAACAUUAGAAAGGUUACAGAACAGGUUACAAAUGGUGUGGGUUUUUAUCAUGAACCGGAUGAGCUCACAAAGCAGUUCUCCCACACAGCGUAGACGAAUGGCUCUUGGAAUUGUCAUUCUUCUUCUCGUUGAUGUGAUAUGGGUUGCUUCUUCUGAACUUACAGCAUACGUCUUUCAAAACUACAAUAAACCAUUUUUCAGUACAUUUGCAAAAACAUCCAUGUUUGUUCUUUACCUCUUGGGAUUUAUUGUUUGGAAACCAUGGAGGCAGCAGUGCACGCGUGGGUUUCGUGGCAGACAUGCAGCUUUUUUUGCAGAUGCUGAAGGUUAUUUUGCUGCCUGUACAACUGAUAAUGCUGUAAAUAGCUCUUUGAGUGAACCAUUAUACGUGCCUGUAAAGUUUCAUGACUUGCCAAAUGAAAAAAACAGCAGUAGCAGUGACGAUACUGAAAAAACUCCCAAAAAGCCUCGUGUAAGAUUUAGUAAUAUAAUGGAGAUUCGACAACUCCCAUCAAGUCAUGCAUUGGAAGCAAAACUAUCGCGUAUGUCUUAUCCAACAGUUAAGGAUCAGGAAUCUAUAUUAAAAGCUGUAGGGAAGCUUACUGCAUGCCAAGUAGCCAAAAUCAGCUUUUUCUUUUGCUUUGUGUGGUUCCUGGCAAACUUCUCUUAUCAAGAAGCACUGUCAGACACCCAAGUGGCUAUAGUUAACAUUCUGUCUUCAACUUCUGGACUUUUUACCUUAAUCCUAGCUGCAGUGUUUCCAAGUAACAGUGGAGACAGGUUUACCCUUUCAAAAUUGUUAGCUGUCAUUUUAAGCAUUGGAGGUGUUGUUCUUGUGAAUCUUUCUGGAUCUGAUAAAUCUGCUGGAAUAGGUUCCCUGUGGUCUCUCAUAGGAGCUAUGCUCUAUGCAAUCUACAUAGUUAUGAUCAAACGAAAAGUAGACAGAGAAGACAAACUUGAUAUACCAAUGUUUUUUGGUUUUGUUGGUUUGUUUAAUUUACUGCUGCUCUGGCCAGGUUUCUUCCUAUUUCAUUAUACUGGAUUUGAGGCCUUUGAAUUUCCCAGCAAACUUGUGCUUACAUGCAUUGUUAUCAAUGGCCUUAUUGGAACUGUUCUGUCUGAAUUUCUUUGGUUAUGGGGCUGCUUUCUUACCUCAUCAUUGAUAGGCACACUUGCCCUGAGCCUUACAAUACCUCUGUCCAUAAUAGCUGACAUGUGCAAGCAAAAGGUUACAUUUUCUUGGUUAUUUUUUGCAGGGGCAAUCCCUGUAUUUUUUUCUUUUUUCAUUGCAACUCUUCUGUGUCACUACAACAACUGGGAUCCUGUGAUGGUGGGAAUCAGAAGAGUUUUUGUAUUUUUCUGUAGGAAGCACCGUAUUCAGAGAACACCAGAAGAAAGUGAACAAUGCGAAAGUCUCAUUGCAAUGCACAGUGUUUCUCAAGAAGAUGGAGACAAUGGCUGUUCUUAGGCAACAGGAUGAAAUGAUAGCUCAGCGAAGAGACAAUCUUCUGGAAAGUCCCCGUGGAAUCAUUUUCCAGUGCCUCUUUUGAAUCUUUAAAUGUUUCAGUUCAUGUGAAACUUAAAAAUACAUUUCUUCCCAACCCCUCUCAAUUUCCAAUCUUGAAUCAGUUUGAUUAUAGAAUGACUUUACUACAGGAAAUUCCACUCCUUUUAAGAAACCAGCCUGCCUUAUAGAACUGUUGGUGACAUUACUUGACAUAAUCAAGAAAGUGAAUGCUGUACAUGUGAUUU
This is a messenger RNA of Euleptes europaea (tarantolino), 1792 nucleotides long. RefSeq names its product solute carrier family 35 member F5 (gene SLC35F5). Gene Ontology annotation, biological process: regulation of peptide transport. The transcript has 15 exons. The record is from RefSeq and is a predicted model, not a curated record. NCBI's taxonomy places the organism in Eukaryota, Metazoa, Chordata, Lepidosauria, Squamata, Sphaerodactylidae. Gene Ontology annotation, cellular component: membrane. Bases 9 to 1508 code for a protein of 499 amino acids.